Messenger RNA from Cyphomyrmex costatus, 8229 nucleotides. RefSeq names its product Lysine demethylase 3 (gene Kdm3). NCBI's taxonomy places the organism in Eukaryota, Metazoa, Arthropoda, Insecta, Hymenoptera, Formicidae. Gene Ontology annotation, molecular function: transcription coregulator activity; chromatin DNA binding; histone H3K9 demethylase activity. Gene Ontology annotation, biological process: regulation of transcription by RNA polymerase II. The record is from RefSeq and is a predicted model, not a curated record. Gene Ontology annotation, cellular component: chromatin; histone deacetylase complex.
CGUGAAGCGGAAGUACGCGAGAUGGAAAAGAAGAUGGAACGGGAAAGGCUCGAGAAACAGAGGGCCGAACAGGCGGUUCAUAAACACUUUGAGGAGUCACUUAGGCUGGCACAACAAAAGAGGAACAUGCAGUCGGCCUCGAUGGCUGGAUGGAGCGCUUUCAUGCAGGUACCGCCGCCGAGGACGCACGGGGCGUUGACGGCUCAUCCCCCCGGCAGCCACCACGGUCAUCCCAGCGGUCCACCGGGUGGAUCCGCCACAGCCGCCGCCACCGCGCAUCCCGCCGUCGCGCAGCAACAGCAACGUGAGGAACGGGAGGCGCGGGAACGCGAGCGGGAGCGGGAGCGGGACUUCCGCGAGCGAGAGCAACGGGAACACCUGGCGGUAGCUGAAAGGCAUCAACGGCAGGCCGAAGCCAGGGAUCACGCCGCGCAGCAGAGAGCCGCCUACUACGCGGCGGCCACGGCACCGUCGGCUCAACAGGUUCGACCUUUGAACGUGUCCGGAAAAGUAGAGUACCCGCCACCACCGGCUCAUUCGCGGACGUCAAAGCCGAUGCAAGUCGGCAGUCUGCUCGAGAAAUCAUCGGUGGUUUCGCACAGCUCGUUACCGAAAGCCGAGCCGAACGUGAACCUGUUCAACUACUCGUCGACGUAUCAGCCACAGCCAUCUUGCACGUCAUAUCUGCAUGAUCUCAAGUUAAAGAACGAGAUAGGACCGCACAAGUCGCUAUCGAGUAAGAGCGGGUUGGCCGGAGGCCUCGAGAGGGACCAUCAUGGCAGAGAGGUGCUGCAAAACCCGCCAUCCUUGCUGCCGGAUUACAAGAGUUCGGUGAUCGUGAAAAACGAGGGCAGGGAGCUACCGAAGACACCGGCACCGCAACAACACUCGUCCAGCCCGAAGAUAAUGCCUUACAUGAACGUCCAGUCGGUGGCGCCGCAACACAAAUCGUCAGCGUACGAAUACAGAAGCCCAACGCAGAGUCCACAUCAUCUGCAUCCCGCGCAUCUGGACGGACUACAGGCGAAGAGCAUCGCGUCGUUGGCGGCGUGCGGUGGCGGCGCGUCGACGACGACGACGCAACUGCCGAGUCCUCACGGUCAUCCACCGCCACCGCCGCCGGCGCAGCCCGAGCCGCGCCUGCACUCGCACAAUCCCCGUCAAUCCCCGCACGCUCCGCCACAGCAUCCGCACCAGCCGCCGGCGCCGCCGCAUCCAUCGCCGCCUGAACCGCGCUAUCUCAGCAGGCCGGAAUCCGCGGGUCUACCGUACGGCGCAGCCAAGUCCACGUAUCCGUACCCGCAUCCGCAUCCGCCCACGGCCUCGUCGACGACGUCGUCGCAUUACGCCGCGCCGCCGCCGGCCGGCUCCAAGCCGAAAGUCAGCAGCCCGGCGCCGCCGCAUAUGUACGGCAAGCCUAACUGCGGUAUUACUAAUUGCGGCAUUAUAGCCGGCACGCCGGUCUGCCGUGCCUCCGAAACGCCUGUCGCCGCGCCGAUACCGCUGACCUCGAAGGCCGGCAGCUCGCCUUACCAGCAAGUGCCUCAUCAUCACGGGGCGCCGCCGCCACCGUUGCCACCACCCGCGCACAGCCGGUCCGUCUACGACAGUCGCUUCCCCGGCUCAUUGCCGGGCGCGAAACUGCCGCCACCGACGUUGCAUGGCUCGCCGCCCACGGCCGCCUCGGCGCCACUCUCAAGGCCGAUCGCUCAUUCCGCGCAUCUCAAUACCAGCCCGCACCAGCAACCCGGUCAAACGUUGCAGCACGCGCAGCCCCAGAUCACCACGGCCUUCCAGACGCAACCACUCGAUCUCGGUGUGGAGAGGUCGGGCUCACCGAAGAGGAAAGCACCGACGCCAUUGUUAUGCGACAAUACCAGCGGUCAGCCAGUGUCGUUAGAAGUUUGUAAGAAGCGAAGGACCGAGGAACCACAACCGUUAUCCUUACAAUCUGUUGGUCCGCCCGUUCUUUCGAGGGUGAGCGAGCCCAGCCCACUUAUCGCUUCAGCCGCUACGUCUAUCACUACAGUUGUCAACACCGCAGCAUUGCUGACGCAAUCCAACAGUCAGGCGACGCAGGAGCAGCGCACAGUGACAGCGGUGAGUCCGGCUCCGGGUAACGCCAGCGGCGACGGUUCCGCCGUACGACCCGCUAGCACCGGCAGCGUAUGCUCGCUAAAUCCAACACCAGUGAGCGCGGCACCAAGUCCGGCGCCCAUCCCCAGCCCGGCGCCGUCCACGGUACCCAGUCCAGCGCCCAGUGCACCCGGCACGCCCGCCAAGACAAACCCCAGCAACACGGACAGCGAGAAGUGUAACAGUCCAGCACCGAGACCUCCUAGCAGCACCAACUAUCCAGUACAUAAACUGAAAAAGGCAUGGUUGCAAAGACACUCGAGGUGCGAAGACGGUACCGAGAAUACUGUCAGUAUGGCCGGCAGCAUUACGUUACCUCUCAACAUCUCCCGUGAGACAACGUCCUCGAAUAGUAAGAACCGCGACAACGCGCCGACUACUUGUUUACCCAGCGCGGUUAAUUCGAUCCACAAUAUCGGUAGCAUGGCAGUAAACAGCAUCAAUAAGAGCAAAGUUACUGGUAGAAGCGGCCGGAAACCGGCGAACAAGGAGUCGUUAAACGGUCACGCCACUGAUACCAGCAAGACCCCGCAGGAGGACUCGUCUAGCAGCGACCCGGAGAGGAAGUCGCCGCCUAAACGAAAGCCACCCAAGGUAAAACGAAAGAAGGGCGCCGCACGGAGGCAACAAACGGCCGCGGAAGAUCAGCGGAGGCGGAAGGAGGAUAAGCAAGGCGGCGGUGCUGGCAGCGAGUCCAGCAAUGAGAGCGAGGCAGGCUCCAGUGACACCAGCGAACAGUUGAGCUCUAUUCAGCCUACGUCGAGGGUUCGACACACCACGGCCAAUUCCAACAAUUCCUCGGGAAACGGAAAUAACAAGGAACCUAGGAAACGUGGUAGGAGACCAAAGAGUACGAAAAACAAUGACAUGGGAAGCGAGGACCAACAACCCCGUCAGAAGAAGGAACGCAGAGACGACAGUACGAGCGGCGGUAACAACGGUCCGGGCGGAAGCGGUGGACAAUCCUUUCGUAAACCGACGAUAUCGCAACUGAAGAAAUCCGGCGAGAGCUGGCUGCAGGACGGCGCCUGUUUCGAGGUGGCUUCGAAAUUGGCCAAGUGCCGCGAGUGCCGAUGGACGCCGAACCAACGCUCUAAGAAUAUCUCUCAAAAUAUCUUCUGCAGAUUCUAUGCGUUUCGCAGACUACGUUAUACCAAAAACGGACAGUUGGCCAUAGCGGGAUUCAGUGACCCACAUAAAGACGCGUCAGAGGAUGAUCUUCGAUUAUGGUUACCAGGAGGAGAUAUCCAAAAGACAACAGGAAAGGAUGAUAAAUCCGAGAAAAACGAGAAGGACAAAGGAGAUCGACAGGUCCUAGACUUAGAAACGGCUCAUCGGCUGCUUUGGCAAGUUGGCGAUCAUUUCUGUGAUCUUUUACAUCAAGAGAAGACCGCCCUCCAAGAACAUAUGGCUGAAGCGAGUUCGGGGGUUAUAGACGGAACAGUAGCGUGGAAACGAGUGAUCCAGGGUGUUCGAGAAAUGUGCGACGUGUGCGAGACUACCUUGUUCAAUUAUCAUUGGGCCUGUGGCAAAUGUGGCUUUGUCGUGUGCAUCGAUUGUUAUAAGGGACGUAAAAAUGGAACGGUCAAAAUCUGGGGCGAGAGUGGAAAAGAUAGGGACGAUUUUUCGUGGCUUUUGUGCACAAAUAGACAAGUGCACGAACCGGAACGACUUAUGCUUACGCAAAUCAUCGCUGGCGACAGUCUUGUACGAUUGGGUCAGCGUCUACACGAAUGUCGAGCAGAAUGGGGAAUUCCGCAACAUUGUGCUUGCUCCCUCGUAACGUCGGCGCAACCAAACGAGAUCCUUCGAAAUCUGAUCAAAGGUGAAUCUGUGCCCGUUCUUAAUGGAAACGUGAAACAGGAGAUAAAAGAGGAGAAGAAAAUAAAUGAAUCUAACGGUGCAUCGGAAAACAAGACCAACGGCGAGGACAAAAACUCACCUCAUCCGUUGAACUGGUUGGCGGAUGUGGCACUGCAGAAUCAGGACAAAAACGAUAGCGGCACAGAAUCGGACUCGGAUGAUGAUCGCGAAGGUAAUUACUCGACAUUGCGGGAGUUGCUCAUAAGACCGUCACACAAGUCAAACGGCAGCGGCGGAUCCAGAUCGAAUUCACCUACGAACAAUUCGAGUAGUGUGAACAAUGCCCCGCAGAAUAAUGUCGUCAAGUCUGGCAAAAAGUCGAAAAUGGAUACGCUCGACGAAGUAAUAUCCAGUGUGAUUGAAGAUAGCGUGAAAACAGAAAAGGACAGUGGUUUAGAUGACGAAAAGCCACGAGAAUUGAAACACUUCGUACGACGUUAUAAGUGGACGCAGCGCGGUCGUGAGCCAUUACCAAUCAGAAUUAUGGUGGGUACGGAGAGCCAGAGUCUUUAUCCAGACGUGCCACACUCUUGGCUCUGCGACGGCAAGUUGCUGAGGUUAAGCGACCCGAAUAAUCUAAACAACUACAGAAUAUUCCAAGAUCAGUGGAAACGAGGACAGCCGGUAAUUGUGUCGGACGUCGCCAAGGCGCUGGACAUGAAUCUCUGGCAUCCUGACUCAUUCGCCCGCGAUUUCGGCGAUGAGAAGAACGAUCUCAUUAACUGUAUGACCGGCAAUCUAGUGCCGAACCAGCCAAUGCGCAAAUUCUGGGAAGGAUUCGAGUACUAUUCUAAGCGGCUUAAGGACGAUCGAGGAAAUCCUAUGCUGUUGAAACUGAAGGAUUGGCCGCCCGGUGAUGAUUUCGCCGAAUUACUACCAUCGAGAUUCGCGGAUUUGAUGAAGGUUCUUCCAUUGUCCGAAUACACUCAUAGAAACGGCAAGCUAAAUUUGGCGAGCCGUCUACCUAAUUGUUUUGUGAGACCGGAUCUGGGUCCAAAAAUGUAUAACGCUUACGGUUCCGCUCUUCAUACCAACAAAGGCACGACUAAUCUUCAUCUUGAUAUCUCGGACGCCGUGAACGUUAUGGUAUACGUAGGAAUGCCAAAGGAUGUUAAUAGCGAGGAAAGUCUCAAAGCUAGGACAGAGGCGAUGAAAGCGAUAGAUGAAGCAGGCUGUGAUAUUCUGACGCGUCGACGUGCUCGCGAUGAGAAGGAGAAACCUGGUGCUCUGUGGCACAUUUAUGCAGCGCGUGACGCAGACAAAAUUCGAGAUCUUCUGAAUGCCGUUGCCUUAGAACGCGGAGCUCGUUUGGAACCUCAUCACGAUCCUAUACAUGAUCAAAGUUGCUAUUUAGAUGGACCAUUGCGGGAGCGAUUGUAUCGAGAAUAUGGUGUUGAAGGGUACGCUAUCCUCCAGUGUCUAGGCGAUGCAGUAUUCGUGCCAGCUGGCGCGCCACAUCAGGUCCGUAAUCUCCAAAAUUGUAUAAAGGUGGCCGAGGACUUUGUGUCGCCAGAGAACGUUGCGCAUUGCUUCCACCUGACUCAGGAAUUUCGUGCACUAUCCGACACCCAUACGAAUCAUGAGGAUAAGCUUCAAAUCAAGAACAUUAUUUACCAUGCCGUGAAAGACUCUCUGACCGUUUUAACCAAUGUUAAGGAGGAUACUGUCGCUAAACUCGCCAAGGCUAACAAUGAAACGAAAACAAAGGAGGAGACUUAGCCCUAGGUCUUCCCUGUAUGGUCAUAAAACCAAUUGAUAAUCCCUUUGACUAGAUCUCGUCGUUUGUACGAGAUUGAUCGCAGUUAGCGCUUCCGGACACAGCGAAGUUGGCGCAACCGGAAGAAUCUGCAGAAGAAGACCGCCCUUGCUGCAAAAAGAUCGUUGCGGAGGUGCGAGAAUUUGUUGUGAUAUUUGUGAAGAUUUAAUGAUUUUAAUCGAAGGAUUUGAUUUGCGAUAUUGGCUGAGCCAACGAACUUUAGUUAUAUAUUGUUUCAUUCGAAUUUCCUUAUAUAUAUAUAUAUACACAAUUCUUUUCUGCUCUCCCAUUUUCCGCGACGGAAGGUGCCCACGGACAUGAAGUCUGAUGAGCUCUAUUACGAGUGAAAACAAAAUCGUAGUUCGGAUCGCGCAUAGGUAAAACGCCGCGUCCAUUACUAUUGUGAUAUAAGAAGGACUUUGGAUCGUAUACAUUUAUUUGUAAUUAAUUAUAUCGUGCCUGUAUCCAAUACAUACACUCAUUCACAUACACACACAUACACUUGUCUAUAUUAUAUAAAUGUAGAUAAUUGAAAUAUUAUGUAAUAAUUUUUGCUAGCAACUACCAGAGAGAAAGAGGGAGAGAAAAGGGGAUUUGUCUAGAAGUACCUUUGUGCAAUUAGGUGUGACUAUAAAUUAUUAUAGUUGGAUCAGCGAUAAAUGCAGAUCCAUUUAAUCGUCUGCUCUGAGAUCUGGUGCUUUUCGAUAUUUGAUCAAAACCCCGGCUAGAGAUAGCCGAUACGUAUUCGCGUUCAUGUCUUCUAUGUUUCACGCAACAAGGGUGUAAAAAAUAAAACACUGCCUAAUUAAUUGGUUCGACGACAAUGGAAGAAACAGACCUUUCUCGCAUUCCUUUUUUUUUUUGUUUGAGUAAACAUUCGUAGACCAACGCUCGUAGAACAACGUAGAGAUGCAUUGUGUUUCUAUGGCGACGUAUGUAUCGGUUAUAUGAGCAACGGGGUGAUCUACAAGUUUUUUGUAUGUCACUUCGAGUAUAAGGCAUCAGAACUAAAAAAAAAAAAAGUAAGAGAAAUAUACAACUUGUCCAAGUCUAUUAACUUUUCGAGAUGUAACGACGAAUGUGAAACACUGUGUUGAAUUGAACGUUUCAUUGUUGUCGUAACCCAGUGACUACCCGGCGUGUAACGGACGGGAAAGUACUAAUAAGAUGAAUAUGUUAUUUUUGUCAAAGUGUAUACAAACCGUCUAUAUCGGACGAUAAAACGAAAAGACAGCGAUAAUAUAAUUGUAACGCGAGAUGCUGAGACGCUAAAUAAAGAUAAAAUUAUUUGCAGUAACAUUUAAAGGGAAAAAAAAAACGGAAAAAAAGGAUGAUUUUUGAAGUGCCAAUGUUGAAUCACGUGGGACGUUAAGUAUGCGCGCGUUGUAUUGUAUUCGUGUAUGCGUAGAUAAAAAAAAGAGAGAAAAAACUAAGGAAAGAGAAUUAAUUAGUCACGCAGAAUUCACAGAGAUGACAGGGCCGAGUUCCUAUCAUUUCGUGACAGUUCGUGCGAACGACAAUAUUCCGCGCUAAUCGGACUGUCACUGACGAUUCGAAAACUGCUGUCGCUUCCGUUUCUUUUUCUCCUUUUCGCUGAAAUUCGUUCUGAUGGACGUUGUAUAAGCGUAAAUAUGUAUAUGAAAACGACGAAACUUUUCGAGAUCAAUGUUCAUACCUGUAACUUGCGACAUUGCAAGACACAGCAGCUCUCGAAUCGAACAUAAUGUCGUUACGCGCCAUUUUUGCGCCGAUUGUCAGAUAAUCAUCGACGAAUAAUCUUGAUACAAUGUAAAGAACAGAAAGAGUAAAUGGAAGAGAAGGAAAAGAAUAAAUAAAUAAAUAAAAACCAAGAUCACUGGCAUUCUGGAAUCCGCAAUUUCUUUGAUCUCAACAUUCGUCUAGCAUACAACGACUUGAUUAAUAUUUAAUGAGUAAAUUUUUAAAAUAUCUUAGUGUUGAUAGGUAUCGAUUGUGGGAAUUAUAUAAGCUGCAAACAAGCAAAAAGUACUAACUCCACAAUGGCGGUGUUGUAUAAAGUUUUAGGAAGCCGUAUUCUGUGUAUUAUUGCUGCAAAACGAGAUGCUAUUGUUUGUCCUCUUGCUACGUGUAUAUGUACAUACAUUUAUAUACAUCCGUAUAUGUAUACAGAUAUAAAUACGAAAGCGGAAAGAGUGUCUAGGACUCAUAACGAUAGGAAGAUACGCAAACCUUUACGAAACACGAGAAGGUACACCUUACACGCAUAGGUAGAUAGUUUAUUAUACCAUUAUUAUAAUUAUUAUAUAUUAUCAUUAUUACGUUUAAUUAUUACGAAAAAUACGAUAUUUAAAUGUUGCUGAAUAUGAAAACGACAAACAUGAACGCGCGAGUGUAAAUGAUUAAAAGAGGGAAAAAAAAAGAGAGAAAGAAUAUCGGAACAGUAACGCAGAGUAGACAAACGAGAAAGUGAGCGAGAAAGGUAGAGUGUGGAUGAA